GGCUUACACCCUCAACGAGAAAGUGAAACACUUUUAUGGUGAGAAUGGAUUGACCUAUGUCGGCCACCCUAACUUCAUGUCUUCCGGGAGGGUAAGGCAGGAGUUCAUUGCCUGCGAUGGGCUUCACCUGAGAACAGCAGGACAGAAGCAGCUGGCUUCAGAUAUUAUCUGUGCUCUUUCGGUGUGUACGCAACCGUUGAAUAAUCCCACUAGACUACCGUUGAUAACUCCCACUACACCAACGACUUCUACCACGUCGAGAGUGACUUACGCACAAGCCUGUGAAGAAAAACCUGUCGGCGUCACAGCUUCACUGGACAUCACUUCUGAGGUCGACUUUCCACCCCUUGUACAUGCAGCAGUGCUUCCCCGGAAUAAGAUGGCUGACAAGUCCCAACUGGCAGCUGCUUCCCUCCCCACCACCUGUAAGCAGCCGGUGAAGUCCCAACUGACAGCUGCUUCCCGACCCACCACCUGUAAGCAGCCGGUGAUGGAUUACUCGAUGCUUUACGGCGGCAAACAUCCAGAACACGAGCGAAUAACAUUCACUCCACCAUGCAGACCAAAGGGUACGGAAGUGUAUCUGUUCUCGACCGGUGGCGACCCCAACAAAAAGUUUGACGGCCGAGCAGAUCAAUACAGGUGGAAAAAUCAAGGCUCAAAAACGAUAAAAGCUGGCAAGCAAAUACUCACGAAAUAUUAUUUUACAGUAGAUUCUGAAGAAGUCCCACCACCGUUCAGCAAACAGGAAUUCCGCCAUCCAGAUAUCCCCGAUUUAGUUUUAGUUUAUUACAAAGGAGACCAUUCAGCAUACAAGCCCAAGCCCCAUGGUAACAGAGUACAAGGAAAUCAGGAACACCGUAGAACUGCUGCGUCUGUCCUAGCAAAUGCCAGGGAAUCCAACAAAGGCCCUUCAGCAACGUAUCGUGAUUUAGUAAGUGAUCCAUCUGUUUCCGGCACAUUACAAGGCAUCUUGAACCCACGAAACAAGAAACAGGUCCGGAACCAAGGAGAACUACGACGAAAUCAACAGAAACUUAAUCAAGAUACUAUAUACAGUGUUCAAGAACUUGCCUAUCACCUUGAGCCCUUUGUCCUUGGUAUCACCACCUAUCCAGAUCUCCGAAUAGUAUUGGCAUUAGAUAACAUUAUGAACGACCUCAAAGUUAUGGCUGACAAGACACCUGCUACACGUAUCAUUCUUGGAUAUGACACCACAUUCAAUUUGGGAGAUUUCUAUGUAACCACUAUCCUCUACCAUCACGGCAAUUUAAAAAAAGAACCAGUGAUUCCUUUGGCCUUUCUUAUUCAUGAACGUUAA
This is a messenger RNA of Haliotis rubra (blacklip abalone), 1321 nucleotides long. RefSeq lists its product as uncharacterized. Lineage: Eukaryota; Metazoa; Mollusca; Gastropoda; Lepetellida; Haliotidae. The transcript has 8 exons. Bases 77 to 1321 code for a protein of 414 amino acids. Gene Ontology annotation, biological process: regulation of DNA-templated transcription. The record is from RefSeq and is a predicted model, not a curated record. Gene Ontology annotation, molecular function: DNA-binding transcription factor activity; sequence-specific DNA binding.